This is a messenger RNA of Phaeodactylum tricornutum CCAP 1055/1, 876 nucleotides long. RefSeq lists its product with no specific name. Bases 1 to 876 code for a protein of 291 amino acids. Gene Ontology annotation, molecular function: peptidyl-proline dioxygenase activity; ferrous iron binding; L-ascorbic acid binding. The record is from RefSeq and is a predicted model, not a curated record. The transcript has a single exon. Gene Ontology annotation, biological process: cellular response to hypoxia. Lineage: Eukaryota; Bacillariophyta; Bacillariophyceae; Surirellales; Neidiaceae.
AUGCCGGUAGUGCAAAAAAAUGCUGCUGCCUUCUGGUUGCUUUUGACCUCCGGUGUCUGGAGUCUGCAAAGUGUUCCAGCUGUAGAAAAAUGGGCCGUUCCUAUGAGACGAGAGCCACCAAAAUACACUCAGCCCCAAUGGUGUUUCAAUUCUGAUCCAAUUUAUCAAGCUUUUAAGAGAGGAGAGGUACCCUUGGUUUGCUUUAAAAACGUGCUUUCAAAAGUUCUGUUGGAGUCACUACGAUCUGAUGCUACAGCGUUACGAUCCGCAGGGUUUGGAGCAACUGCUGGAAUCGCUCAAGCUGCCGACGGUAUUUCAGAUGAGGUACGACGCAACGUGCAUCAAGUUUGGUUGCAGUCGCCCGGGCAGCGUCCUCAAGAAGCCUUUUGUGGAGAUAUUGAUGCACGAAAAAAACUUUUGUCUUUUGUUUCUGAGCUUAGGCUUGACUUGGCAGCCUUGCCGAAAUACGAGAGUUUGGUGCCGGGGGGGAUCGAACUCAGCUACCUUCUCUAUGAGCCGGGCUCCUUUUACAAACGACACAUUGAUUCGCCAAAAGUUAGAGAUAGAGAGGGAAAUGUAAUGGUAGACAAACGAGCUGUUAGCAUGAUUUUAUACCUUGGCGACGCUCACGAGAACCGAGAUUGGGACAUCUCAAUAGAUGGUGGUGCCUUACGAAUCUACGGUAACGAAAAUGUUAAAUGCAGACAAGCACAAGAGAAAGGUGAGGGACGUUUACAGUUAGACGACUAUCUCGACAUUGUGCCGGAGCGUGGAACGAUGGUGUUGUUCGAGUCAGAGCAAGUCGCACACGAGGUACGACCUACGGAACGCGACCGUAUAUGUGUUGCAGGAUGGUUUCGCCACCGAUCAUGUUAG